Molecule: messenger RNA, 4858 nt
Organism: Vidua chalybeata
Lineage: Eukaryota; Metazoa; Chordata; Aves; Passeriformes; Viduidae
Gene: PROSER1
Product: proline and serine rich 1
Exons: 13
Coding region: 505-3321 (938 amino acids)
Source: RefSeq, a predicted model, not a curated record
GUGGGUUCACGCCGCUCCCGGGCCGCCUUCCUCGCCUGGCCCGCCUGCCCUGGGGGCCACCCGCGUCCGCCCCGGCUCUGCCCGCCGAGAUCGCAGGGCGGCGGCGCCGCGAACGAUGCUCUGCGGGGGCGCCCCGGGCCGCGGUGCCGCGUGCUGAGCGGGGCGGCUGCCGCCCUUCCCUUCCCCUCCCUUCCCUUCCCUUCCCUUCCCUUCCUGCCGCCGCCGCGACCCCUGCGCCCGCCGGAGCGCCCGCGGGACGCGCGGGGAGCGGGCGCACCGGGCGGCUCCCGGAGGGCGCCUUUGUCUCCGUGUCCCCCACUGCAGAGGCGGCAGCGCUCCAUCCCCGAGGACAGCCCCGGCCCCCUUCCGUGCCCGGCAUUUUAUAUAUAUAUAUAUAUAUUUUUUUUUUUUAAAGUAAUUUUUUUCCUGUAUGUUCAAAGACAUUUAGGUUUUUUUUAUUACUAGUAUUAUUUCCUCCACGUUUAAGUGUCGGCAAUAAUCAAGAUGGAUAAGAAAUCAUUUGAAACCGUGCUGGAUGAAAUUAGGAAGGCUGUGUUGACUGAGUACAAAUUAAAAGCUAUUGAAUAUGUUCAUGGAUACUUUUCUAGUGAACAGGUUGUUGAAUUACUGAGAUACUUCUCCUGGGCAGAACCGCAGCUUAAGGCAAUAAAGGCUUUACAACAUAAAAUAGUGGCAGUUCCAGCAUCAAAAAUGGUUAAUAUUCUCAACUGCUUCACCUUCAGUAAAGAUAAACUUAUUGCCCUUGAAAUCUUGGCUUCCAACAUUGUUGAUGCUCAGAAUUAUCGCCUGAUUGAAGAUCUGUUCAGAAUUAAUAUGUCAGAGAAGAAAAGAUGCAGAAGAAUUCUUGAACAGGCUUCAAAAACAGGUUGUAAGGCUCCUCAUGCUAUGAUAUCAUCGUGUGGCAUGAUUCCUGGCAAUCCUUAUCCCAAGGGCAAACCAAGCCGCAUAAAUGGAAUUUUUCCAGGAACCCCUAUCAAGAAGGACACAGAAGAAUGUACUAAUGAAGGAAAGGGAAUAGCAGCUCGUAUACUUGGACCAUCCAAACCAGCUCCAUCAACGUACAAUCCACACAAACCUGUUCCAUACCCCAUCCCACCAUGUCGGCCACAUGCAACUAUUGCACCAAGUGCUUACAACAAUGCUGGCUUAGUUCCAAUGGCCAAUGUCAUUGCUCCAGGCUUACCAGCUCCUCCACCAUACACUACUAAUCAAGUGGUAUCAGAAAAUGAGGACCUUUCCAGCCAGGCAAAACCUUCCCAAAAUCAAGCUUUUUCUGCACAAACGAAUCAGCUCUUUACUCCUCAUGGUUCUAAUCCUUCAACACCUGCUGCUACUCCAGUCCCUACCCCAUCACCUGUCAAGGCAAUAAGCCAUCCAUUAGCACCUGCAACUCCACUCAUCUCUGGGAUGAACAUGUCUACCCCUGUCCUUCCUGUUUUCCCAGGACAGGUCUCCUCUUCCAUCCAUACAUCUCAGCCAUCUACCCCAACCCCUACUGUCAUCAAAUCCCUUUCAUUGCCUGGUGUUCCUGUCACAUCUGUUCACAGUGCAACCUCUACCCCUAUCCCCUCAGUUUUUUCUGGGCUGGCUUCUAUCCCUGCUGCUAUGCCAGCUCCACAAGGUUCUUCCACUCCAUGUGCCACACCUGCCCCCACUGAAGCUUUCGCAUCUGCUGCUACACCAUUUGCUGGCCUCCCGUUCUCUGCAACCUCUUCAGUUGCUUCUGCUAAUAAUCCUGCUGUGUUGUCAUCAGUCUUUGCUGGCCUCCCUUUGUCCUUGCCGCCCAAUGCCCAAGGGAUUUCUAGUCCUGUUCCAUCUACAAUUGCUAAUUCUCCUGCCACUACCAUUCCUGGCUCGCUUAGCUUGCCUAACCCGAUUUUGUCUGUCUUAAAGGGAUUUCUGACAUCAAAUGACACUUCAUUAAUCAAUUCAUCUGCUUUACCUUCUGCUGUGACAAGUGAGCUUGCUUCUUUAUCUGCUCUUUCUAAUCAAAACUCUGACCCUCCCACUUCCUCUGUCAACAAAUGUUACACUCCAUCAGUCACCCCCCACACACAGCGUUCCUCCACACCCGGGCUGGCUAUUUUUCCAGGUCUCCCAUCCCCAUCUGUAGCCAAUUCUAGUUCCACUCCUCCCACAUUGCCUGCACAGUCACCUUUAACCACUUCACCAUCAGUUAUGCCAGUCAACUGUGGCUCAUCAGCCUCCCUCUUGCAUGGCACAAGUCCUACUAAUCCUGACCAGCAGCUUUCAUCAGCCCCAGCUGCCACAAGUAUCCCAGUUUUGGUCAAAACAGAGCCCAUGAGUCCUACCCUGUCGGCCUUCAAAGGUCCUUCUCAUUCAGCCAGCCCUUCUCAUGGCACUCUAGGACUGUCAGGGCUCGGGCGUGCAUACACCUCAGCAGCUUCAGUGCCCGUCAGCUUACCCAGUUCUCUGAACCCAGCGCUGUCAGGGCUCUCCUCUCUGAGUGCUCCUCUGAACAACUCCAGUUCUCUGGCUUCCAUUUCCCUCACCCCACAUGGCUCCUCUGCUCCCAUUGCCCCCGUGUUCAAUGGACUUCCUCCUUUCACAUCUCUAACCAGUAACUUUGCUUUUACUGGUAACCCAGCACUGACCCCGCCCGUCACUCUCCCCGGGCCUCUGUUGGCCACUCCGGCUACAAGCGCUUCAGCCGUGUCCGGCCCCCAUGCGAGUUCCACCGCCGCCGUGCUCUCAGGACUCGCUGCCUCCGCAACAGUCUCCGCUCCACCCUUCUCGCUUAACUUGUCCAGUGCUGUCCCUUCCCUUUUUUCUGUCGCCCAGGGACCUCUGGGAUCAUCAAACCCAUCCUUCCCUGGUUUUCCUGUCUCUAACACACCCUCUGUCACUCCUGCUCUCCCUUCUUUCCCUGGCCUCCAGGCAUCUUCUGCAGUAGCAGCAGUUGCACCGUUGCCGGCAGCUGCCACAGCCCCAUCUCCAGCUCCGGUCCUGCCAGGGUUUGCCUCGGCCUUUAGCUCAAACUUCAACUCUGCACUUGUGGCACAGGCUGGCUUGACUUCUGGACUACAGACACCAGGAAAUGCAGUUUUUCCUGGUCUUUUAUCUCUCCCUGGUAUCCCUGGCUUUCCCCAAAGUGCCGCACAAUCUUCCUUACAGGAAUUGCAGCACAGUGCAGCUGCACAGUCAGCACUACUACAGGCGCAUUCUGCUUCUGCUCUGGAGAACUAUACAGCUCAGCCUGAAGGUUUUGCUAACUAUCCAUCAACACCAGGAACACCAUUUUCAUUGCAGACAAGUCUGCCCCAGAGUGGAUGGCAGUAAAUACCAGGCAUUUCUAAAGACUGCAGUGUUUGCUUGACAGAGCCUGAUCCUAUUCACUUUGGAGGCUGUCUCUGCCAUAGUUGGAGCAUGGUCUGAGCUGGGGAAAGAAAGGGAAAAUUUGAGGGUAAAAUGUUUCCAGGAGGCUGUGUCAGAUGUCAUACUUAAUUUACGAAUUGCAUUCAGUUUGAUUCAGGGUCUGAUCCUGUGAAUUGCUGAGCAUCAUUUACUCUUCUUUAAUUUUAAGAGUUCAAUGUUUGGUUUCUUAGAGGAUCAGGAACAUUCAAACAGAUGUUUUUGUAAAUAGGGCAAUUGACUGUCAAGCUGAGUAGGGAGACUAAGUAUAUUUAAUAGUAUGAAUAAGCACCUAUCCUUCUGUUAUGUUUUGUACGGUAUAUGUGGUUAAUAUAGACUGAGAUCUGGACUGAAACGAAAUUAAAGCUGUAGAUGACCUUUUGUCUAGAAGCACACUUCUUGUGUGUGCAUAAAUCAAGGUCAGUUUAUGGUUUUUCAGAUGUUUUCUUCCUGUGUGUGAGGAUCUCCUGUUAGCAUCAGCAGUAUGUUAAGGGGAGGGUAGGUCAGAGGUGUGUGUGGGUUUUUCUUAUGCUUGGAAAUACUGUCAUGGGCUUGCUGCUGAAUUGAGUACUCCUUUGUCUGAACAAGAAAGUUAGGAAAUUUUGCUAUACUGUAUUUGGGUAGAAGUGGAUUAUGUUUUACUGGAGUAUGGUUUAGCUAGCUGAGAAUGUCUUUCCAAAAUACAUAAAAACAUUUUAACUUGCCUCUAAAAUAAUGUUCCAUAGUCUUCUCCUUUCCCCCAGCACCUCUCUGAAUGAAAUAAUUGUACUGCGGAUAGGCUGCCUAUCUGGCACUUUUGACUGCAGAAUUAUGUGAAUGUUUACAGACAUGGGGCAAGUUCUUCUCUCCCUUAUACUCACAAACAAACUGGUUCUCUAUAUGCUUUUCAGCUAAAAACUGCAAUUUGAUGGUGCUUAUCUUAUCCUGUGAAUAUAAGUGGGAGCAGAAUUUGGACCAUGGAUUUUUUUAGUAUUUUUCCUUGGAAAACAUACGUGAUUUUAAAGGCAUAUAGCUAAAUUAACUGUUAUAAUGCAGCAUAUAGAAAGGUCUUGCUUUGUUAGUUAAAUUGAGUUGUGCACUCUUCUAAUGUCAGUAUCUGUGGCAAUGUGUAACACAUCAUUGAAUAUCUUCUAUUUAAGGAAUGCUCUUGAUCAUGGUCUAGAGACAAUAGAGGUGAAUGAUAUUCAAUCAUGUGAAUAAAUUAAAAUGUAGAGAUACUACACUGUAGAAAUGUUCUGCACCUAGAGUUUUACUUUUUUAAAGAUUGAUUCUGCUGGGAGAUGUUGCUAAUGUAUUUUCUUUCAAGAUGUGAACAAACUUUUUUAGAACAUUAAUGGAAAUUACUGUAUUGGUUUUUAACAUAAUUUUUUAAAUAAAAAGUUUACAGUCAUGGCAAAAAGGCUUUGCUGACUAUUUGCAUAUUUACCUAAAAUAUGAAUGAAUAAACUUGUUUUUUUCUAAGAUA